Molecule: messenger RNA, 5202 nt
Organism: Poecilia latipinna (sailfin molly)
Lineage: Eukaryota; Metazoa; Chordata; Actinopteri; Cyprinodontiformes; Poeciliidae
Gene: st3gal3b
Product: ST3 beta-galactoside alpha-2,3-sialyltransferase 3b
Exons: 14
Coding region: 33-1202 (389 amino acids)
Molecular function (GO): sialyltransferase activity
Source: RefSeq, a predicted model, not a curated record
CAAAGAGUCAGGGAGGAUUCAGACCAAAGGCCAUGAUCAGGACAAGUGCCACAGAAGAGAAAGAUGCAGAGGAGAAGUCUGUAGCGCUGACUAAAGGUGCUGAAGUGAAAAGAAUUGCAGGGUACGAUAAGCAGGGCUUUCUGCUGCAGCUGGAAACGAAACUGCCACCAGAGUUGGCAUACAAGUAUGGCAACCUCAGUGAAGGGGUGUGUAAACCAGGAUAUGCAGCAGCCAAGAUGACAUCCAUCUACCCUAAGUUUGUGAAAAAAGCACCCAUGUUCCUUGACCGGAACUUCAAACAACACACAAAAAUCAAAAACUACCUGCCUCCAUUUGGCAUCAAAACUCAAGAGAGAAUAAUCGACAACAUUUUAACUGAAACAAAAAGUUUUGGACUCGGCGAGGACCUCGACAGUCUCAGCUGUAAAAGAUGCAUCAUAGUGGGAAACGGGGGGAUCCUGUACAAUAAGUCUUUGGGCUCCCGUAUAGAUGAAUAUGAUGUUGUUGUGAGGUUAAAUGGAGCCCCAAUAGCUGAUUACAAAAGAGAUGUAGGGACCAAAACCACAUUGAGGAUUACCUACCCAGAGGGAGCAAUCCAGAAAUCUGAACAGUAUGAAGGCGACUCACUCUUCGUCUUUUCUGCAUUUAAACCAAUUGAUUUUAAGUGGCUGAAAAACAUGGUCUUCAAGGAAAAACUGCUAUUAGAACACAGAGGAAGACGGAAGUCUAGAAGUGACAGGGCAAAAAAAUGGAUGCAGAGUGCAAAGAUAGUGAUGAAGAUGAAAAAAGGGAGAAAGUACAAGAUUGUCAAAAAUAAGAGUCGUAUGGAUGGCUUCUGGAAGUCUGUAGCACAGCAUGUGCCUCGGAAGCCAGCUGAAAUGAGGAUCCUCAACCCAUACUUCAUCCAGGAGGCUGCAUUCCAGUUCAUAGGCCUGCCAUUCAACAAUGGUUUAAUGGGCAAAGGGAACAUUCCAACUUUGGGAACAGUUGCUAUAACCAUGGCGCUGCAUAACUGUGACGAGGUGGCGGUGGCUGGCUUUGGCUACGACAUGACCUCUCCUCAAGCACCUCUGCACUACUAUGAGAGCGUCAAGAUGUCUGCCAUUAAAGAGUCUUGGACACACAACAUAGCCAAGGAGAAGGAGUUCCUCCGCAAGCUGGUAAAGGCCAACGUUAUCACAGAUCUCACCAAAGGUAUCUGAGUUUAUACCCAACUCCAGCCGCCUUCCGCCAUUUCUGUCGGAACAACGAACUGAAAGCUGGAUUGACUCAAGAAGCAGAGAACUGGUCCCCCUUACCUCCUUAAGCCAGGCCUGCUCACUGCCGGGAGUAGAAGGGGGUAACUAUCAAAGAAGUUUCUAAGAGUUUUGUUGAAAGAUGCACUCAUGUGCCUUCAGAACCAAAGACCCCUGCUUAUCAAAGCAGGGGCAGAACAGGCUGCAGGAGGAUUGGAUCUGCCUGGCACCUGUUGAAGUAUUGCUGUGCUGGGCCCAUCACUAUAAAGUAUCACACACCUGAAAUGGAAUGGUAACAGUGAGAGGACAGCUGAAGGAAUGAAGCGAAACUGAACAAUGUGAUGGGUCGAGUAUUAGCAGUGCCAAAUGUACCUCGCAAAGGGGAGAAGACUCCCCCUCUCCUGUUUUGUCUGAAUGUAUUCUCUCUGUAAAUAUCAAAGAUUUGUACUGUGCUUUUUACCAAGCUGCAGUAGCUCCAUGAUCACAUCCGCCUCCUUCCAUUCAUUCAGUCAUCAUCUAUUCAUCCUUUUCUGUGUUCAAGUGUAAGUCCUUCCAAGCCCACUGGCAUCACACCACCUGCUGCGUAAAGUGGCAAAAUCAUAACGGAAGGCAUAGUGAGAGGUAUGGACUAGGGGUUGCACGGCUUCAUGUUUGUUAAAGCUGAUGUCGGUAUGGUAAAACUUGAGUCGACAUCGACUGAUCACUGUGAUGUCAUAGAAACACAUGAGAAAAUGCUUCACAUUAGCUUACAGGCUUUACUAGCCUGUAAGCUAAUAAAGAGUGGCAGUCUUGGACACACAACAUAUCCAAGGAGAAGGACUGAUGUCUGCAGGAAUAUUUGUCAAUAUUCACAGCAGAUAUUGACAAAAGACCACUUAGACAGAAGUUUAUUAUGAUGAUUUAAAGUAACAAGAAAAACAAAACAUCAUCUCGAACUUGUUCGGCGGCAGCAGAACAGAGCUGCUGUCGGUCACUGUGGCAGCAGCUCUGCUGGUACUGAUGAGCAGAAUGAUAAUCUUGAAUAGCUGCACAUAAAUGAUGUUCCAACCUGCACAGACGUCCAUGUUCAGACAACAGAAGCUAAAUAUAUUAUAAAUAAAUCACGGUUUCUAAUGAAUUUACAGUUUAAAUCAUUGCUGCUCCUCCACCCCAAUGCGCAGCAGGAUCCUCCAGUGACUCAGGGCAGCAGCUCUCUGACUUUGCAGGAUGAACCGGCACAUAGACGACAGCAGGGAUAGACUGUCAGAUCUUCAGAAUGCAGCUUGAACUACGUCUUCAGGUGUUCUCACAGUAUUUUUCUAAGCAUAAAACCAUUCAUUUUAAAGGUUUUAUUAGCUCUAGUUUAUUUGGCUCUCACUUUAUUUGAUAGUGAAUUGACAGGAAAGUGGGUAAUGAGAGAAGGGGAAGACAUGUGGCAAAGGUCAUCAGGCCGGGAAUUGAACCUGCGAUGGCCGCGUCGAGGACUAAGGCCUCCAUAUGUGGGUUGUGCUUAACCCACAUAUGGAGGGUUAAGCACAUAUGGAGGGUUAAGGCUUGCCCCUUUUGUUUGUUCAUUUUUUUAAAGAACAAACAAAAGGGGCACAUGACAUGUGGCAAGGAACCGAGGAUGGGAGUUGAACUCAUAACAGCCGCCGUUUGCAGCCUCUGUAUACGGGCUGUCUGCUCUAAUCACAGCACCAUGCAAUGGCCUUAUUCUGGUACCUCUGUGUUAAAUUAGUUUGGAUUGUAUAAAAAUACAAUCCAAACUAACAAACUCACCUAAUUCCGCAUCUUUCUUCUUCUUGGAAGUGUCAGUUUUGUCACGUGAUUGCGAUUAGUCGACUAGCCACAUAAAAGGAACACGGCAGAGUAAGGAAUCGACUAGUUGGUGCAACCCCUAGUUUUGACCCUAUGUCACCUCAUCGUGUUGAGACACCAUGACGGAUAUAGGAAGUGAGAGAAGUGAGAGCAUUGAACAGAGUUAUGAUUGUUUUCCCAAGUUUUUUUUUGCCAGCAUAGCAAAAAAAAAACUUGUGCUUUUACUUGUUCUAGUCGGGCUAAGUUUGGAUUUCCUUCUUGUCAGUUUGUUAUGCUUGUGCUCAGCAGUCUGACCAUUUCUAUAGUGAAACCCACAACAUGGACAUGAUAUUAGGUUACAAACUAUGUUUUUUCACAAACUUUACAGGAGUUACCAUGUGGGUAGGUUGUUUUGACGUCCAUCAUGGCGGAGUGUUACGCUUUCUGAAGAGCAUGUCGUCACAUGCAAAGGGUCAGUUAUUCAAAGACAAACGUUUGGAAACUGAAGUAAAUUCAUAUCCAUGUUUUUCAUCUCUGAAUUGAACCAGAAACCUGAACAUUUCUCACUCUCAAGGACAAGUCUGUUCUUAUUGGAAGACCCUUCCUGUUGCAGAUUCAUUAUUUAAAAGAAUUCUCUCACUCCUCCAGAGCAUUUAGCCUAUAUAUAUAUAUCAAUAUCUACUUUUAGCCACAUAUCUGAAAGGUUAGACGCCAUCAACAUCCAAUACUGAAGAGUUACGACUAAGCACUAAGGUAGAUCUUUGUUCAGUGAAGAAACUGUAACGAUAUCUAUUAUGAUUUGAUUCAUAUCUUCAUCACUGCAUCAGCUGUAAGCGUUCCCACCCAGAUCAGUCAGAGCUCCACCCUGCUCACCUAUAAGACGCAUGUUUCAAAUCCCCUACUGCUGCAGGUUUUGUGUUCUUUAUUAAACGGUAAAAUCUUGGGUUGUAGAAAAUAAAUAUAUAUCUAUUUUUUGUUGUUGUUGGGUUGAUUUUGAUUAUUUAUUUUGUUACCAAAUCCCCUUUCCGUGGUCACAGGUUGACCGGCUUCAACCAAACUCAAAUACGAGCAGCUUUGAGUUUGGGGAAUCUCGAUUCCCGACUGUGCUUCCUGAAGACACUUGGUAUGAUCUGUUGGAGACGCAGCGUUCUGAUGGAACCCGUGUCCGUUCCAGUGUCCCGCUGCAUUAGAGAGAAAAAUUUAAGGAAUCUGAGGUUGAUGGAGCUCCAAUUCACUUAGUACUGAUCUGAUCUGUGCAUUCUGGCAGGUUCUGCUCCACCUCAGUAUUUAAAAAAAAAAUCAAUCAAACAAACAUUCUUUUUUUGUUUCCGCUGAACGUCUACAAUUGUUUUGUAGCUGUGUAAGCUUUAAUCAGCUUACACGGCAGGCUGCUUUUAUAAAGCAGUCUGUCUGUUUUCAGGUUUCAGCUGGUGUUUGGUACAUCGUUUACAUCAUCUCAGACUGUCUCCUCUCAAACACUAAGCUCUUGCUGCGUCUGUUGUCUGAAUAUUUUGUUAAGUUUCAUGCGGCAGUGUGUACUCUGGUGUUUGGCAGAGGUCCUGGUUUGGAACAAAGGUACAUCAACAGAUGACCUUUGAACUGUCACAGUGCUAUCAUCGGGGGCCGCAGUUGACUCAGUAUGUGGGGCAUGAACAAGGCGGAGCGCUUAGCAUAUCUGCAGCAGGUCUGUUGUUGAACUGGCAGUGUCUUUAGCUUGUAUGUUUCAAAUUGAAGCUCUGCAAAAGGGUUUCUGUUUUGUGCCUUUUUAUAGAUGGAAACAGGAGCAGGAGGAAUGAGAACAGGUCAGAGCGCAGUCUCCUCAGACUCCUGGGUAUUGGCUCUAAUUGGAGUAGGAUCAGUCUGAAAUGUUCCCUAAAACCAGCCAAACGUCCAUCACCGUCUGCAAAGCUCUGACCUCUGAGUUAACUUUUCCCAAUAUCAUAUUAUGGAGGAGUUUUUAUGGAUUGAAUCUGAAUAACCCCUUCAUUGUGCCCCAACCACUCAUGGAUUGUCUGUAAUGAGGUGGAAUGUAUUUGCUUGAGUUUUUUUUUCUGAUCAUUAUAUUUAUAAAUCUUUAUUUUUCAACAUUGCAGCAUAAGUGGAAAGUGACAAAUCAAGUAUUUCUCUUUUUGUACAGUUAUACAGUUCUGUAUAACAGCUUUAAACAAUUCAAUAAAUAAGUUCAAACACA